AAAUUUUGGCCCUUGUUGAGCUCUUAAAAAACAAUUCGCGAACUUGAUUUUUUGGUCCGUAUACUUGGUCACUUCAAUAUGCUACGAGGAGCAGCUAGAUUUGCCAGACCUACGACCUGUCACAUUGGUAGAAAUCUGACAGUUCGUGCUCUUUCUGCCCGUUCGUAUACAACGGCAGUCGAGUCAUCGACGACGACUCAAAAGAGUGGAUCCGUGGCCAAGAAAUUGCUAUGGUUUACCAUGUUUGGUGUCACCAUGUACUCUGGCGCGACUUACUUUGCCUUGAAAAAUGAAGCUUUUUACGACACGUAUACCACCUACGUUCCUGGGGGCGAGCAAUUACUCGAUGCUUUGGAAGACGCCAUGCAGAAUCGCCAGCUUAAAGAUUAUCUCGAGAAAACCAACCAAUGGAAAAAUGAGGCUUCGGUUCAUGCCAAUUCUGCUAAGCAAACUGCACUUGAUGCCAAGGAAACUGUGAUGGAAUGGUACGAAUAUGGCGCCGAGGCUUUCGCUCAAUUGACCGGCCAGAAGGAACCUGUCGCUUUGCCUUCAGCAGGCGGUCCUGAACCUGUCAAGAAGAAGAAGAAGAGAGUCGUUCCUCAGAAAGCUAUUUUCGCCAAUGUGAUUACGGGUGGUGACCCGGUCGAUAUCCCCGAGUUUCCCGAAAGCUCGGAUCCCUCCAUCAACCAACUGGCAGCGACCGUCCAGAAGCUUGUUGCUUCGUUGAAUGACGCCGGUCUUUGCGGUCAUGCUCGUCGAUUGGUCGACUUUGCCACACGUGAUUUGAAAGCAUUGAACGACAACCUGGAUCUCAUUCAAAAGGAACAGACCCAGUUGCACGAAGCUGUGAAUGCCUUGACAGCCAAAGCUCAAGUCGUCGAAAACGAUGUCAACCAACACUGCAGUGAUGUCCACGCUAAAGUGGUCUCUGCCCGAAAGAAAGCCAAUGUCCGUGUUGCCGAUAAAGCCGACGAUUUGAAACAGCAUUUCGCAUCUGAAUCUGCUGCUUUGCAACAAGAGCUUAGAGAGGGAGGCGAAAACGAAUUGGCCGUGGAACGUGAAGCACAACUUGCCAUGAUGGUAGAAGCUUUGCAAAAGCAGGCCAUUGAAAUCCAGGAACGAUACGUGGAUGAAGUGCAACAACAGGUGGAAACCGAACGGGGUGGUCGUUUGUCCAAGGUGGACCAGGUCAUGGUUCGUCAGGCCGAUUUGGAGAAGCUGGCUUACACUGAUGCCGAACACUUGGAUGACGCUCGCCGAGCGCACCAAUUGGUCAUUGCUACGGAUAGUUUGAAGAAGGCUGCGCUGUCCGGCAAUCGCAAGGCGUUCCAGGCCGAAUUACGUACUCUGUUAGUUCUGAGUGCUCCCAAUUCGCCUUUUGCCAGCUUGUCCGAGAAACGACGGGAUGAACUGAUUCAAGUGGUCGCUUCCAGCAUUUCGGACCUGACGGCUCAGCACGGUAUCGAUUCAUUAGCUCAGUUGGUGACCCGAUUUGACGUUGUUGCUCGCGAAGUGCGUCGCGCUUCUCUUAUUCCUGAAGAAGGCAGCAUCAUGUCUCACGUUGUUUCCGCGAUGCUGAGCAAGUUGAUGUUUGCCAAGCAGGGCUUGGUCGAAGGAGAAGAUGUGGAAGCGCGUUUGGCUCGUGCCGAAUACUAUUUGCAACACCAAGACGAUUUAGAAAGCGCCGCUCGCGAACUGAACCAACUGAAAGGAUGGCCUAAACGCUUAGCUUCUGAUUGGUUACAGGCCGCUCGUCGUCAUUUGGAAGUGAAGCAGGCUGUAGAGAUUUUGCGCGCUCAAGCCACAUUGACCAGCAUGCUCGCUGCCGAAUAAUGAUCCAAAAAGACAAAAUAUUUAUCACAAAAAAGAUUCCAUGUUCAUCGCUUUGCUUUUCUUUUUUCUUCUUGUUUUUCUUAAAACCAUCCAUCCAAUUUUUUCCGUCAUCAAUAGACUUUAGGGAAUCCUCGUUUUAGUUGUAUGCAACUGUUUAGUGUUUGUUUUAUCUGUUGGUGGCA
Radiomyces spectabilis is the source of this 2015-nucleotide messenger RNA. RefSeq names its product mitochondrial inner membrane protein-domain-containing protein. The transcript has 3 exons. Gene Ontology annotation, biological process: cristae formation. Gene Ontology annotation, cellular component: MICOS complex. Lineage: Eukaryota; Fungi; Mucoromycota; Mucoromycetes; Mucorales; Radiomycetaceae. The record is from RefSeq and is a predicted model, not a curated record. The coding region runs from base 79 to 1833 and encodes 584 amino acids.